GGAGUGAUAUUUUCGAGUUCGUGCAACGGCGAAAUCUGCGCUUGGAAUUUGGCGACCAAAAUUUGCACCGCCAAAAUCAAAGCCCAUGACGGAUUCGUCAGAGUGAGCGGUGGCGAGACGGUGCAGCUGUGGGAGCCUCACCGCUCUUCUCCUUUGCAGACUUUCUCUUGGGGCUCUGACUCUGUCUACUGCGUCCGCUUCAAUCCUGCAGAGACAUCCAUCUUUGGUGCGGGACUCAGCGGGAAUUCCGUCGCGCUGUAUGAUAUACGCGGAAACACCCCAAUACGGAGAGUGCUCAUGAAGAUGCGCACAAAUGCAAUAAGUUGGAACCCGAUGCAGCCGAUUAAUUUUACAGUAGCCAGCGAAGACCAAAACCUUUAUACCUACGACAUGCGUAAACUUUCAGAAGCCCUUCGGGUGCAUAAGGACUUCGUUAACGCGGUGCUGGACGUGGACUACUCCCCUACAGGAAAGGAGUUUGUUGCUGCUUCUUUUGACGGCACCCUUCGUUUCGUGUUGAGCUGCCGAUUCUCUGCUGACGGACGCUUCGUGUUUAGCGGCUCUGCGGAUAUGUGUUUGAGGGUCUGGAAGAGCGAAGCUGCAGCAGCACUGGGGCCUCAGAGUUACCGAGCAAGACUAUCUCUAAACUACAGAAAAAAACUGCAAGAAAAAUACGCGCACCUCCCAGAAAUCAAACGCAUAGAAAGACACCACCACGUGCCGAAGUUGAUAAAGAAGACGCAAGAAAAGAAACGCAUUAUGAAGGAAGCUGCAAAAAGAAGGGAAGACAACCGCAUUGCGCAUUCCAAGCCUGGAAAACACCCGAGGGUGGCGGAGAGGAAGAAGGCGAUCUACAGAGAAAUUCAAUAG
Messenger RNA from Eimeria acervulina, 870 nucleotides. Its product is annotated as WD domain, G-beta repeat-containing protein, putative. The transcript has 9 exons. Gene Ontology annotation, cellular component: nucleolus; small-subunit processome. Gene Ontology annotation, biological process: maturation of SSU-rRNA from tricistronic rRNA transcript (SSU-rRNA, 5.8S rRNA, LSU-rRNA). Lineage: Eukaryota; Apicomplexa; Conoidasida; Eucoccidiorida; Eimeriidae. The annotation marks the transcript as partial. Gene Ontology annotation, molecular function: protein binding. The record is from RefSeq and is a predicted model, not a curated record.